Messenger RNA from Sinocyclocheilus rhinocerous, 693 nucleotides. RefSeq lists its product as uncharacterized. The transcript is spliced from 7 exons. Gene Ontology annotation, cellular component: 9+0 non-motile cilium; cytosol. NCBI's taxonomy places the organism in Eukaryota, Metazoa, Chordata, Actinopteri, Cypriniformes, Cyprinidae. The record is from RefSeq and is a predicted model, not a curated record. The coding region runs from base 40 to 693 and encodes 217 amino acids. Gene Ontology annotation, molecular function: intraciliary transport particle A binding. Gene Ontology annotation, biological process: spermatogenesis; acrosome reaction.
ACGGGCGUUUCUCAUUCUACAUUAAAACGGUUUGACAGGAUGCCAGGUUUAGCUGAUGGUUCAGUUGUGGACGACCAUGACCAAGCCAUAACUGAAGCUCUGGAGCAGUCCACCUUUACGUACCUGACCCCAGAGGGUGAUGUGAGGGAUCCACAAUUGACUGCUCCUAGAGGACAUGGAGACCCAUUCCAGAGAGAGAUGGACAGCAGCCGAGAGCGACAAAGAGAGGAUGAAGUGACAGAGAUGGAGGAGAGCGUAUACAGAAGGAUGGGACAGACAAAUCGUUGCUCACCGACUGCUGAUCAGGAAGAGGUGAUGUUGGAUGGCGGUUGUGUUGGAGGAAGACUGAGCGGCCCAUCAAGCUCUGCUCCAGACAGACCUGUGAAGUUUGAUAAUUAUCUGGGAGAUUCGAAAGAUGAAGAGGAAAAUGCUGACACUACAGGCACAUGUACACUGCCAGGUGAGAUUGAAGAAGAUCUGAUAGCUGUCUCCUCUUCAUCGCACUGUCACCACACGCUGCUGGAGACCUCCUCUACUUUCACAGACCAGAGGACACACACUCCCUGUGCAGCUGAGAAUCAGGAUGAAAGCGAGGAGGUCGUUCUUUUCCAUCUGGAUGAGAACUUUGAUUAUGAUAAUGUUGUGCUGUCUCGCAAAUACGCCAUCCAGGAACAUAAUGGCAGACCAUCUUGA